This is a messenger RNA of Syngnathoides biaculeatus (alligator pipefish), 2598 nucleotides long. RefSeq names its product cugbp, Elav-like family member 2 (gene celf2). Gene Ontology annotation, biological process: regulation of alternative mRNA splicing, via spliceosome; mRNA splice site recognition. The transcript is spliced from 14 exons. NCBI's taxonomy places the organism in Eukaryota, Metazoa, Chordata, Actinopteri, Syngnathiformes, Syngnathidae. Gene Ontology annotation, cellular component: cytoplasm; nucleus; ribonucleoprotein complex. The record is from RefSeq and is a predicted model, not a curated record. Gene Ontology annotation, molecular function: mRNA 3'-UTR binding. Bases 1057 to 2568 code for a protein of 503 amino acids.
CGCGCUAUAUAAAAACAUUCUAUUUCCACUUUUUCAUAAUUCAUGGAAUUUGGGAAUAAAAAGAUCGUGUGUGUGCGCGCGUGCGCGUGUCGAGAUAACAAGACGAGCGUUUCAGUGGCCGCAGAUGAAACGGACGAGCGCGCAACUUUGAAAUGCAAAGAGCGCCGUGAUUGGCUGGCGUGUCGCGCUGUAACACAUGGCUUGUGAAUAUUGUUCAUUUCUUUUUUAUUUUAUUUACUCGGGUGACAUAAACCCUGUGCUAAUUUGGUGCUCCACUCGAGGUGUGCGAGUGCGCCGGGGGACCAAUUUAUUUACAUGCUCCACGCGAAGAAGAGGAGGAGGAGGAGGAGGAGGAAGUGCGGAUAAAAGGAGGGCAAGCGCUUGGCAUUUUGGAGAGAAAAUCCGCCGGAUCGAAGGCGCUUCUUCGCUCGGCUUCCCGACGACAAACAAGACCAAUUUAGCGUGGCGUGGCGUGGCGUGGCGUGGCGUGGCGUGGCGUCAAUUUCCCAGAAACGCUUCCAACAACUUCGCUUAGCAAGUGUCACUGUUGUGAUGAUUUGCAUAUGUUGAAACACUUUUUCCUCAGCGCGGGGAAUCGAACCCGCGACUCUGGCAUUUUUCCCGGUUCGACGAAGUCUCGCGCUUUGUUCUUGCGACGGAGCGAAGCUUGAAGAUAAACAAAAUCCGUUUUCAGCAUUUUUCAUAUUCUGCCAAGAAAUGCUUUGAUUCUUUUUUUUUUUUCUACCUCAGAGGUUCUUCCUGGUGAAUGUGAACGAAAGAGUCCAAAAGGUGCUAACAGUUAGCAUCAGAAGUUGCUUUUGUUUUAGAAGACAAAUGUUGGCGCAACGUGUACACACAUCAUGAAACAAUACUCAUAUGCAUAUAUUCUUGAGCCUCUGCAAAAAAAACAAAAAAAAAAAAAACAAAUUUACAACGGAAGUAGUCGUCGGACAAUUGGGUUGCAGCAUUCCAUCUUGACGUCCCAACACUUCCAUUGAAUUGCAGGAUGCCAGCGACCUCGGCGGACCCAUUCAAAGUAACGGCACGGCCGGCAAGAUGAACGGCGCGCUGGAGCAUUCGGACCAGCCCGACCCGGACGCCAUCAAGAUGUUCGUGGGCCAGAUCCCGCGCUCGUGGUCGGAGAAGGAGCUGAAGGAACUCUUCGAGCCCUACGGCGCCGUCUACCAGAUCAACAUCCUGCGGGACCGCAGCCAGAACCCGCCGCAGAGCAAAGGCUGCUGUUUUGUGACGUUUUACACCCGAAAAUCCGCGCUGGAAGCCCAGAACGCACUGCACAACAUCAAGACCUUAACGGGGAUGCACCACCCCAUCCAGAUGAAGCCCGCCGACAGCGAGAAGUCCAACGCGGUGGAAGACAGGAAGUUGUUCAUCGGCAUGGUGUCCAAGAAGUGCAACGAGAACGACAUCCGGGUCAUGUUCUCGGCGUUCGGCCAGAUCGAGGAGUGCCGGAUCCUGCGGGGCCCCGACGGGCUGAGCAGAGGAUGUGCCUUUGUCACGUUUUCCACCCGAGCUAUGGCACAGAAUGCAAUCAAAGCCAUGCACCAGUCGCAGACGAUGGAGGGCUGCUCGUCCCCCAUCGUGGUCAAGUUCGCCGACACGCAGAAGGACAAAGAGCAGCGGCGUCUGCAGCAGCAGCUGGCCCAGCAAAUGCAGCAGCUCAACAGCGCCACCACCUGGGGCAGCCUGACGGGCCUGGGCGGGCUCACGCCGCAGUACUUGGCGUUGCUGCAACAGGCCACGUCCUCCGGCAACCUGGGCGCCUUCGGCGGGAUCCAGCAGAUGGCCGGUAUGAGCGCGCUGCAGUUGCAGAACUUGGCCGCUCUGGCGGCGGCGGCGGCGGCGGCGGCGGCCCAAAACUCCGCCAGCCCGUCCACCGCCAGCGCCCUGUCGUCCGGCGCCGCCUCCCUGGGAGCGCUGGCCAGCCCAGCAGCGGGCGCCCCCGGCGGCGCCAACGCGGGCGGCGUGAGCUCGCUGACUUCGCUGGGCACCCUGCAGGGCCUGGCGGGCGCCACCGUGGGCCUCAACAACAUUAACGCGCUAGCAGGUAGCGUCCACAUUGCUCAAAUGCUCUCAGGUAUGGCGGCGCUCAACGGGGGCCUGGGCGGCGCCGGGCUGGCCAACGGCGCGGCGGCGGCGGCCGCGGCGGCGGCGGGCACCGUGGACGCGCUGACGCAGGCCUACUCAGGGAUCCAGCAGUACGCCGCCGCCGCGCUGCCCACCCUCUACGGCCAGUCGCUGCUCCAGCAGCAGGGCGCCGCCGGGAGCCAGAAGGAAGGUCCCGAGGGCGCCAACCUCUUCAUCUACCACCUGCCGCAGGAGUUCGGCGACCAGGACAUCCUGCAGAUGUUUAUGCCUUUCGGGAACGUGGUCUCCGCCAAAGUCUUCAUCGACAAGCAGACCAACCUCAGCAAGUGCUUCGGCUUCGUGAGCUACGACAAUCCGGUGUCGGCGCAGGCGGCCAUCCAGGCCAUGAACGGCUUCCAGAUCGGGAUGAAGCGGCUGAAGGUGCAGCUCAAGCGCUCCAAGAACGACAGCAAACCUUACUGAUGCUAGCCCGCACAUGCUGACGCCACCCCC